AUGGCCUCGCUCGAGGGAGUGCCGCCCCCUGCUCCUCCUCCCGCCGCAGAUGCACCGCCGCCGCUCGCCGUCACUCGCGACUUUCGCCCCUACUACUCGCCUGUCGAGCUCGACUACCUCGUCCACCUCCAGGCCCACGCACGCCACUCGACCCACGCACCGCACCCUCACCACCCGACCACCCUCAGCGACCACCGCAUCGAGCACUACCGCCAGCUCGCGUGCGGCUUCAUCGAGCGCGUCGCAGCCAGGCUCGGCUUCCCUCGGCGCACGAUCGCGACUGCCCAGAAGCUGUACCACCGCUUCCACCUCCACUUCUCCCUCACCGACUUUGCCUACCAGGACGUCUCGCUCGCGACCCUCCUCGUCGCCUCCAAGCUCGAGGACACGCUCAAGAAGCUGCGCGAGAUCCAGAUCGCCGCCUACCAGGUCUCGAACCUCCUCGAGGGCGGCAACGGCAUGGGCGAGGGCGACCCAAACGCCCAGGAGGCGCACCGCCCGCACCUGAUCGGCAUCGAGCGCCUCGUCCUCCAGACCAUCUCGUUCAACUUCAACCUGCAUCGGAGCCUCGACCCGGUCGACGCCGACGCGCCGAGCGGCACCGACGCCGCCGGCAGCGACGACGCGCUCCUCCUCGCCGCCGCCCUCGCGACCCCUCCCCCGACCCGCGACGCCUUUACCUACCUCGUCCGCCUCGCGCAAUCCCUCCCCUCGCUCCCUCCCGCCCUCUUCACCCUCCCCUCGACCGCCCCUCCCGGCACGGCCCCGCCAACGCCCGACGCCGUCCUCAAGCAGCUCACCUUCGCGUCCUUCCUCCUCCUCACCGACCUGCACCGCACCCUCGCACCCCUGUCGUAUCCGCCUCACACGUGCGCCGCAGCGUGCGUCUACUUGGCCGGCUUCAUGCUCGUCGCGGCGUCUACCGCGAGGCGAGGGUCGGGCGGCGUGGGAGGAGCGACUGCUGCGAGCGGCGAGGAGGGCACGGGCGUGUGGGACGCAGAGGUCGUCAGCGGGUGGGCGACGAGCUGCGAGAGCGACGAACGCGACAUUGACGACAUCGCCCAGAUGCUCCUCGACCUCCUCAUCUACCUGUGCCCCUCGUCAUCCUCGACCUCGACCUCGGCUUUCGCCGCCGCCAGCACCGUCUCGCCCCUCUUCUCGCCCUCGUCCGCCUCGCCGUCCGAAGCGGGCCCGGCGCCCCUCUCAGACCGCGACAAGCACCUCGUCGCGACGGGCGUGCCCAACGCGUUCGCGGCACACCCGCUCCUCGGCGCUCGGGCCUCGGUCGACGCGCUCACGAGGGUCAAGAUCGACCUGCGGCGCGCGAGGGAGGCGCACGGCUCGUCGUCGUCGUCGUCGUCGGGCGCUCGAGGCACCAAGCGCAAGCGGCCCUCGUCCGGCCCCGAGCCGCUCAACGGCGACGCGAGCGACGAGCCUCCCGUCGCCGCCGCCGACGACGACGACGAGCCCGACACGCCCCUCACGCGCGCCCGAAGGUGGACCAACCUCGAGGCCGGGCUCGUCGACGUCGGCCGCGUGCGCGACGAGCGCGCGCUCAGGGAGCUCGUGCGCGCCGAGGACCGGGCCGAGCGCGAGCGCGCGGCGGCUGGCGGGGCUGCGGCGGGGCUGGAGGCGGGCGCGGGGGCUGUGGGAGGAGGAGGAGGAGCAGCGGGUGACGGCAGGACGGAGGAGGAGCGCGAGCGGGACAGGCGGGACAGGAGGGAGAGGCUGAGGCCUGGGAGCGUGCGGUACAGGUUCUGAGCCGGGCGGAACGGCGGCGGCGGCGCGAGGACGACGAAGCGCAAUCGACCUCUUUCCCUCGCC
This is a messenger RNA of Rhodotorula graminis WP1, 1824 nucleotides long. RefSeq lists its product as uncharacterized. NCBI's taxonomy places the organism in Eukaryota, Fungi, Basidiomycota, Microbotryomycetes, Sporidiobolales, Sporidiobolaceae. Gene Ontology annotation, biological process: positive regulation of DNA-templated transcription, elongation; regulation of transcription by RNA polymerase II. The transcript is spliced from 4 exons. Gene Ontology annotation, molecular function: cyclin-dependent protein serine/threonine kinase activator activity. Bases 1 to 1761 code for a protein of 586 amino acids. Gene Ontology annotation, cellular component: nucleus; cyclin/CDK positive transcription elongation factor complex. The record is from RefSeq and is a predicted model, not a curated record.